This is a messenger RNA of Daldinia decipiens, 627 nucleotides long. RefSeq lists its product as uncharacterized. The transcript has a single exon. The record is from RefSeq and is a predicted model, not a curated record. NCBI's taxonomy places the organism in Eukaryota, Fungi, Ascomycota, Sordariomycetes, Xylariales, Hypoxylaceae. The coding region runs from base 1 to 627 and encodes 208 amino acids.
AUGGACACCAAAAAACCUGGUUCCAACAAGUUGAAGAUCCCCCGGGUAAUCAGUAAAGCCGCUAGAUACAAAGUUGCCCUUGAAAUUCAUGGAGAGAAUCUUGAAGCUCAUCGCAAUGAGCUGCAAGAGAUGGAAGAGAGGCACAGACUGGUGACCGAUGAGAUCAUGCCUAAAUUGAGUCUCAUGGGAGAGAGAUUACAAUCUAGGAUAAAAUCAAUGCAGCUAAAGGUUGAUCAUCUUCGUGAUAUUCGUUUAGAAAUCGAACGUGACCAGGCUGCAGAGAUGAUCAACACGAAACCCGUCGCGAACGAUACUCCGCCCCAGAGAAUGACCUUAAAUCCACAAGUACUCCAUGCUAUGGGGCUUAGUGAUCUAUCGAAUCUAGUCAGCCGCGAAGUAAUCAAGCUGGUUUGUGAGCUGGCUAUUCGUGGCGCUCUUGUUACAACUCCUUCUACAACACCUCCUCCUCCCGCCAAGCCCCCUCGAUCCACUACUCCUACUGCUGUAUCUCUUACUGUAUCUCCCCCUACGCCGUCUACUAUUAUGCAACCUUCUCCCGAAUUACCCCCUACAUAUUCAUCUCCGCCUCUGCAGAAGACACAUAAAGAGCGACAAAAAAAGGCGUAA